AUGGGCAUGGCAGUGCUGAAUUAUGAUAACCACACGUGCAUUCUAAACAUCAGGACCUUUUCGGGAGAUACGGGGCUACGCGAUGCAAAUGUUUUUGAGCUGCCUCUUCUUCUUCCUCCUUUUAAUCUUCCUGGAAUCGGCGUUUAUUGUGGCAACGUUGAUCUCUGUUGGAUCUGUUGCGGCUGGGGCUUCUCCAAAUCCUCGCCGCCAUGGGGGAAAAGCAGAAUUUGUUUUUACUUAGAAUGGCAGAUUGGCAGGAAACAUUGUUGUAAAAAGAGCAGUGGUUGUAUUGGAUGCGAUAAUAAGGCAAAAUUGAUUUUAUCCUCUAACAAGUCACUAAGAAGGCAGAAAAUAAAGGGUAGCAAGGCUCCAGUACGUAGCACAUCAGAAGAUUUCUGGACUACUAGCACACGGGACAUGGAUACCAAUGUUAUUCAGUCUCAAGGAAGCAUAUCAUCAAUUAGUACGUCAGCCCAGGCACAUGAUGCCCACAGCAGUGGAAGUACAAACACCCCUUCUGAAUUUGUAAAUCAUGGACUUAUUCAAUGGAACCAAAUUAGACAGCAGUGGGUGGGAAGUAAAAAGCCUGAAAAUCAGUCACAGGAGCUGCGUGAGCCCAGAUUAAGUUGGAAUGCUACAUAUGAUAGUUUGCUUGCUAGCAACAAACCAUUCGCUCAGCCUAUACCCCUUCCUGAAAUGAUAGAUUUUCUUGUGGAUAUUUGGGAGCAGGAUGGAUGGGAUGUAUGAUGACUGAAACUGGUGUAACAUUAGUUAGUUGGACAGAAUUGAUGGAUGUACUUUUAGUUUGGUUUAGGUAAUUUAAAUUAAAAGUGCAUUUUGCCUUCUGACAAAUUCAGACAGACACAUAUUCUGGUACUGGCGGAAUGAUCUUUUAUAGUAUAGACUACUACAAAAACACAAGUUCGUUGGUUCUAUCUGUGUACGUUGCAGCCUGUUUCAAAUGAAUAAGUUAUUUCUUGUUAUA
Ipomoea triloba (trilobed morning glory) is the source of this 985-nucleotide messenger RNA. RefSeq lists its product as uncharacterized. NCBI's taxonomy places the organism in Eukaryota, Viridiplantae, Streptophyta, Magnoliopsida, Solanales, Convolvulaceae. The record is from RefSeq and is a predicted model, not a curated record. The coding region runs from base 1 to 747 and encodes 248 amino acids. The transcript is spliced from 7 exons.